AUGCCCUCUAGCUACAAACCUUCCCCACUAGGGCCUCAUGGCUCUCCUCGCAGCUCUCCGUUCAGAAGACCAGAAUCUCCAGCAUCACCAUCAGCAGCGCGACAGCCCUCAACCCAAGUGACGCCCUUCGGAUCGCCGACGAAAGCAUCCUUCGCAACCAACAACGGACGCUUUGGCAACCCAACCACACCGACAGACACGGCUGAGAUUCGGACACCUCGAGUACGAACGCCGACUGCCGAGACCACCAUGGUCUCGCCACUGCCCCUCCGGCCAGGUUUGAAGAAGGCGAUAAGCCACGGAAAUGCGCUGUCGCAACUGCAGCCCGCCCAAGUCCGACAACUACGGGAAGGUUUCGAGAUCUUGGAUCGCGACAGUGACGGAGUCAUCAACAGAGAAGACGUAGCGAGCAUGCUAAGCCAGCUAGGCCUUCCGUCCAGCGCAUCCGAUGUAUCACAGUUCUUCCCUCCGUCAGCCGCGCAGACGAUGACGAUGGCCGCCUUCCUCAACUCCCUGGCCACGAUGUUGGCAUCAUUAUCGCCCCAACCCGAGCUCCUCUCUGCAUUCUCUGCAUUCGACGAUGACGACAGCGGCCAGAUCGACCUCGCUGAGCUGCGAGAUGCACUGCUCCACACGGCGCCGGAACCCGGCGAGCGGCCGUUGACGGAGGCCGAGGUCGAGAAGGUGAUUGAGGGAUUCACGGGCAGGAGGGCGUUCAACCGCCACAUGCAAGGCGGCUUGGGCAACCGCCGCGAGGUCUUCAGAUAUCAGGACUUUGUCAACUCCAUCAUGGGGACUAACACGGCAUCCGAGGCGGCAUCUGCCGAAGGAUCUGAGGAUUAA
Colletotrichum graminicola M1.001 is the source of this 843-nucleotide messenger RNA. RefSeq lists its product as uncharacterized. NCBI's taxonomy places the organism in Eukaryota, Fungi, Ascomycota, Sordariomycetes, Glomerellales, Glomerellaceae. Gene Ontology annotation, molecular function: cytoskeletal motor regulator activity; calcium ion binding; myosin heavy chain binding. Gene Ontology annotation, biological process: mitotic cytokinesis; actomyosin structure organization. The transcript is spliced from 2 exons. The record is from RefSeq and is a predicted model, not a curated record. Gene Ontology annotation, cellular component: cytoplasm; myosin II complex. Bases 1 to 843 code for a protein of 280 amino acids.